AUGGCCAAGGAGCCCAGAGGCCGGGCCCCGGUGUGCCCCCUGGGGGCCACUCUGCUGCACCCAUCCCAUGCAAACACCCGCAGCCGCCCAGAAGCUGUGCCAGCCCCGCCAAGGCUGCCGCGUAAGGAGCACGCCAGCUGUGCCACCCUGGGCUGUCGUCAGAGCCGGGCCGGAUUGCUACAGAUUAAACCACCAAACUACCGCGCUGCCUCUGACCCACCUGCUGCCCGCUGUGCCGGGUGCACACGGCCCCGGGGGCCAUCACCCCCACACUCCUGUGAAGUGGCCACAUACGAGCCCCCACUGAGUGAGUACCCCGGAUGGGCCUUCCACUCCGAGGCUGGCUUCGGAGAUUCUAAAGGACGAGGCCGGAGUCGAGAAUGUGACCUCUGUCCGGGCACACGGGACCCGGCCAGGGGGCUGUCGCUCGGUGUUAGGGCGAUGGUGGUACGCUCUGCGUGCCCCCCAACAGUCUACCGGGUCCAGACCCGCGCUAACACAUUGCCGCACAGCAUCGAGAGGCCCGUGUUCGGGGCACUAGGGGAGCACGUCCGUAGGAGGCAGGUGGAGUGGGGGCCUGCGGACACAGCUGAGCGUGGGCGGCCCUCGGUCAUCAGAACGGCCCUGCUGGGGAAGGUCAUGGAGAAGACGCGCCGCGCCCACCGGCUGACCCGGGAGCUGGACCCAGGCGGUCCUUGGGGAAUGGGACCCGCAGGCGGCGCCCGCUGGGGAGGCAAUUGCCCGCGGGCCGCCAACAUUGUCACUCCAACAAGAAGGGCGCCCCUGGGGGCUUCAAAGGGCCGCGCCCCGGACGCCCCGCGCCGGCGCACACUCGGCCCGCGAGGGGCCGGCGCGCGGGGCUCCCCGCGGCCGCUUAUACAGCCUCGGGCCGGGCCGGACGCAGCGGGGCGGGCGGGCCGCGCUCCCCGGGCCAUGCCGGGCGCCCCCGCGGUCCUCCGGGCGCUGCUGCUCUGCGGGCUCGCCGCACCCCCGCCCGCGCGGCCCGAGCCGCUCCUCCGCAGCCGCGACCGCCCCGCCCUGGAGCCCGCGCCGCCCCGCCGGGCGCAGCCCAUCGCCGACCUCCCCGCCGCGCAGCGAUUCCUGUCCAAGUACGGCUGGGCCGACGCGCCCCCUGGGCCCCGGGGCCCCCCCGCCGCCGCCCUGGCCCAGGCCGUGCGCAGGUUCCAGAAGGUCAACGCGCUGCCGGCCAGCGGGCGCCUGGACGCGGCCACCCUGGCGGCCAUGAACAGGCCGCGCUGCGGGGUCCCCGACACCCGGGCCCUGCCGCCCCCCGCCGCCCCGCCGCGCCCCAAGCGCUUCCUGCCGCCGCCGCCACCGCCCGGGGCCCCGCCGCCUGAGGUCGCCGCGCCGCGCGGGGUGCCCCGGGCCUUCGCCAAGCGGACCCUGAGCUGGCGGCUGCUGGGGGAGGGCGCCAGCGGGCAGCUGGCCGAGGCCGAGCAGAGGCGCAUCCUCAGGCUGGCCUUCAGGAUGUGGAGCGAGGUGAUGCCGCUGGACUUCCGCGAGGACCUGGCCGCCCCCGGGGCCGCCGUGGACAUCAAGCUGGCGUUCGGGCGGGGCCGGCACCUGGGCUGUCCUCGGGUUUUUGAUGGCAGCGGGCAGGAGUUUGCCCACGCCUGGCGCCUGGGCGACAUCCACUUCGACGACGACGAACACUUCACGCCUCCCACCAGUGACGCGGGCAUCAGCCUCCUCAAAGUGGCCGUCCACGAAAUCGGCCACGUCCUCGGCCUGCCGCACACCUACAGGGCGGGAUCCAUAAUGCAGCCCAACUACGUUCCGCAGGAGCCCGUGUUUGAGCUGGACUGGUCAGACAGAAAAGCAAUUCAGAAGCUGUACGGUUCAUGUGAAGGAUCAUUCGAUACCGUGUUUGACUGGAUUCGCAAGGAGAGGAACCAACAUGGGGCCGUGAGGAUGAGAUUUAGCACCUACUUUUUCCGCAACAGCUGGUACUGGCUUUAUGAAAAUCGAAACAACCGGACGCGCUACGGGGAUCCUAUCCAAAUCCUCAGUGGCUGGCACGGGAUCCCAACACAACACAUCGACGCUUUUGUCCACCUCUGGACGUGGAGAAGAGACGAACGUUAUUUUUUUAAAGGAAAUCAGUACUGGAGAUACGACAGUGACAAGGAUCAGGCCUACACAGAAGAUGAACAAGGAAACAGCUACCCCAAAUUGAUUUCAGAAGGAUUUCCUGGCAUCCCAAGCCCCCUGGACACUGCCUUUUAUGACCGAAGAAAGCAGUUAAUUUACUUCUUCAAAGAGUCCCUAGUGUUUGCAUUUGACGUCAAUAGAAAUCAAGUACUUGAUUCUUAUCCAAUGAAGAUCACUGAAGUGUUUCCGGGAAUAGAGCCACAGAACCAUCCCUUCAGGAAUAUAGACUCAGCCUAUUACUCCUACGCACACAACUCCCUUUUCUUUUUCAAAGGCAGUGCAUACUGGAAAGUAGUUAACGACAAGGACAAACAACAGCAUUCUUGGCUUCCUUCAAACGGCUUAUUUCCAAAGCAGUCAAUCUCAGAGCGGUGGUUUGACAUUUGUGACGUCCAUGCCUCCACCCUGACUGUGUAA
Nyctereutes procyonoides (raccoon dog) is the source of this 2589-nucleotide messenger RNA. RefSeq names its product matrix metallopeptidase 21 (gene MMP21). The transcript has 12 exons. The record is from RefSeq and is a predicted model, not a curated record. Gene Ontology annotation, biological process: collagen catabolic process; proteolysis; extracellular matrix organization. Gene Ontology annotation, cellular component: extracellular matrix. NCBI's taxonomy places the organism in Eukaryota, Metazoa, Chordata, Mammalia, Carnivora, Canidae. Bases 1 to 2589 code for a protein of 862 amino acids. Gene Ontology annotation, molecular function: metalloendopeptidase activity; zinc ion binding.